Paramecium sonneborni is the source of this 1390-nucleotide messenger RNA. The record is from the annotation of a GenBank genome assembly. NCBI's taxonomy places the organism in Eukaryota, Ciliophora, Oligohymenophorea, Peniculida, Parameciidae.
UAACUAAUAUGUCUGAUAUUGAAUUCACCUCUCAAGAGAACACUCUCGAACUGCCUAAAUUUGAAGAAUGCCUUCCUGAUUUUAAACUUGAACCUCGCAAAGAACUUAAGUAUGAAAUUAAACAUGAACCGAAAUCUUCAUUUGGUCAAUCAUCCAAAGAUCUUAUUGAAUAAUAUAAAAGUAAAUUCAAUGCCUUUAAAUAAUUGGCUGAAGAAUAACCUUUAACUAUGGAACCAUCUGUUAUUGAAAAAUCAGAAAAAUCUGAUAUUUGGAGAAGUGAUGCUGAAAUUCUCAAAUCUCCUAAAGAAUGGGAUUGGAAUAUUUUAGGAUCCAAAAAGGCUUCAAACACAAAUAAUCAAAUUUAAUUUGAUACUCGUGUACCAGAUCCAAUAGCUUGUGAAUAAGAACACAAAGCUUAAAUUGCUUAACAUAGAUAAAUGAUAUUAGGUGUAUUAGAUCAAAGAAUUGAAUCUAAUUCUAAAUUGCCAUCAACUCAUUAACCUUAAAAACCAGUAGCUGUUGAAUAAAAUUCCAAUUAUUAAAAUAUAUUGGAAAAAUUCAGAAGUGCUUCAUCAUUAGAUGAUCUAACAUCCUUCUUUAAUACUGUUUAAUAAAGAAAAGUCGUAGAAUAAGCUGCUCCUCAAUAAUAAUAAUAAUAAGAUGAUGUGUUUUCUAAUAUUGAUAUAAGAAGAAAUAAGAAAGCUGAAACCUAUAAAACACCUAAUAAAUCAUAGGAAGAGAUGUUUGAAUAUGGUUCAGGGAAUAGAACUACUUCAUUUUUCUAAAAAAAGGCUUCAGCAUAAAAACCUCUACUUUAAAGUCCCAAUUUAGGUAAUCAAUUCAAUUAUAGAUCUGAUUAAUCAGUGACAUCUAAAGUUACUUAAAAUAUGAACUUUUAGGUGGAUGUAAAAGAUCACAGUAAAACUAAUAAGAGAAAAGAGGAACUUCAAAGUUUCAUGGGUAAAUUAGGAUUAGGUAAAUAUGAUACUCCAAAAGUGGUGAUAAAUUUGGAGAGUAAUAUUUAGAGUAGUAGUAGUAGUAAGAUAUUUAUAUAUAUAUUUAAAAGAUUCCACAAUAGAUAGAAUGAGAUAAUAUGUAAAUGGAACCCCAAUGAGUGCAAGAAAGAGUGGAGGAGGAGGAGGAUUAAGUGAUUUAAUAAAUGAACGCUCUUUAAAUACGACAACAUUUAAAUAGUAAAUAAAAUCAUAUCACAAAUCUGGAUCCAAACCAGAUUGUUAAGGUAGAUUGAGUGCUGAUAACCAAAAUUUAGCAGAUUAAUCCCUUAAAAAUUUACAUCUAAAAUUGGUUCAUUAACAGAAAAAUGGAAUAGGAAAUUCUGGAUUAAAAUUUGCCAGAUGUUGAUUUAUAUACUUUAUAUAACGAAUUAUAG